Leptidea sinapis is the source of this 919-nucleotide messenger RNA. Its product is annotated as chymotrypsin-like elastase family member 2A. Gene Ontology annotation, molecular function: serine-type endopeptidase activity. The transcript has a single exon. Gene Ontology annotation, biological process: proteolysis. NCBI's taxonomy places the organism in Eukaryota, Metazoa, Arthropoda, Insecta, Lepidoptera, Pieridae. Bases 49 to 897 code for a protein of 282 amino acids. The record is from RefSeq and is a predicted model, not a curated record.
AAUAAUGUCACUUCACCGUUUAAAUAAACAAAAUGUGUUUGUAGCAACAUGAAAGCGGCAUGUAUCAUACUGACUAUUAUCAUAUUCGUGGCCAUAAUGGCCGUGUGCGUGAUGGUCAAGUUCGCGACUGACAUCACCGUUGAGGAGAGGAAGCGAGACUACUUCUCCGGUGCCGGCGUCUACAAGGUGGCCAAGUCCAUCGCCGUGAUAUCACUGAACGAGAACAACAGCAUCGCAAUAGCAGAGCGCUUCCCGUACGUCGCCGCGAUCGCAAGAAAUACUUCAUCUUCCUGGUCCUUCACGUGCUUCGCCAGCGUCGUGCUCGUCAAAUGGAUCGUCACAUCAGCGCACUGCAGAAAGAAAGGUGCAACACAUCGCGUGCUGCUACUCCAGGACUUUGCUCGAAACGUAAGCAAGUCCUACCCCAUCCUGUACUGGCGAAUUCACGAAAAAUUUAACAGUAGCAACACGUUACCCAUUUACGACAUUGCCGUUGCCAAGUUUAACUCUGAAGAGCCUCUAAGCCUGCGCUCUUCAACCUUUGAUGUGAGUCCAGCUUUUAAAUUGGAGGCUAGCGUUUGGAAGACUGUAUCCACAAUGGACAGAAGGGUUUAUUUGAUUAAUGAUUUCGAUAAAUACGCCAUGAAGUUGGCGGACCCUAUUCGCUGCUACGAGGCUAUGGGGCUGCUGACUGAUGAUAGCCUCAUCUGCGUAGACCUAUCAGAUCAUGAGGACUGCUUCAUCCACGAGUUCGGGCCGCUGUAUCAGGCUGAUAAAUUGGUGGGAGUGCUAGCGGUGCAGCCCAGAGACUGUGAUGUAAAGUAUGCGGUAUUUACAAAUGUUUCCCAUUAUGUUUCCUGGAUCUUGAAAUUGACACAAACUUCGUUUUAUGGCUAAUAUAUUGAAGGUAUAUCUUGAA